This is a messenger RNA of Pan troglodytes (chimpanzee), 796 nucleotides long. RefSeq names its product mitochondrial ribosomal protein L55 (gene MRPL55). The coding region runs from base 337 to 723 and encodes 128 amino acids. Gene Ontology annotation, biological process: translation. The transcript is spliced from 6 exons. Gene Ontology annotation, molecular function: structural constituent of ribosome. NCBI's taxonomy places the organism in Eukaryota, Metazoa, Chordata, Mammalia, Primates, Hominidae. Gene Ontology annotation, cellular component: mitochondrial large ribosomal subunit. The record is from RefSeq and is a predicted model, not a curated record.
AUACCGCGCGACGCAGCGCCUGCCAGUGACGUCGUGGGCUGCAGCGCAGCGGCACCCAACGCAGUGAGUGUACCUUGACCUCCUGCGUGGCCUCGUCCCUGGCCUUAGUUCCACCGGGCAGCGGGAGUCAGGACCGCCUGUCCUCAGACCCCUCCGCAGCGACUGUGGCGGCCGCAGUCUAGCAGGAAAGGAGAGGGAGCUUUCCCCGAAGACCCUCCUGGACCAGCCCCAGGCUCCUGUGCUGGCGGUUCUGAGAAGUCCAAGGGUUGCUGGGAGAGGUUGCACGCCAGGGCCUGUACUGACCACCUCCACGUGCCACUGGGGCUGUAAGGAGGAAUGGCGGCCGUGGGCAGCCUGCUUGGCCGGCUGAGGCAGAGCACCGUGAAGGCCACCGGACCUGCACUCCGCCGCCUGCACGCAUCCUCCUGGCGAGCUGACAGCAGCAGGGCCUCACUCACUCGUGUGCACCGCCAGGCUUAUGCACGACUCUACCCCGUGCUGCUGGUGAAGCAGGAUGGCUCCACCAUCCACAUCCGCUACAGGGAGCCACGGCGCAUGCUGGCGAUGCCCAUAGAUCUGGACACCCUGUCUCUUGAGGAGCGCCGGGCCAGGCUGCGGAAGCGUGAGGCUCAGCUCCAGUCGAGGAAGGAGUACGAGCAGGAGCUCAGUGAUGACUUGCAUGUGGAGCGCUACCGACAGUUCUGGACCAGGACCAAGAAGUGACCGUGGCUCCAGCCACCCCGGGACAUUGCUAAGAUGGGAGGGCUGUUCUUAAAUCACUCGUUCUUGAAGCUGC